AAGCACCUUCCUCAUCACCCCGCCAAAGCGAUAAGGCGAAAGUAAACAAAUUUCAGCUUAGAAUCACAACUUUGAACGUCUCUUACCAGCUUCAUCUCGUUCUGGUAACGACGUCUUCUCACACGAAAUUGGGCCAUUUAACCACCUCUUCAACUCGAUACUCGUCAUGCCUUCUUCGGCUUCGACCGAAAAGGACAAAUCCAAGGUCCAUAAGCUGUCCCUUAAGGGAAGCGCAAGGCUUGUGGCUGAAUUCUUUCAAUACUCAAUCCACACCAUCUUGUUCCAAAGAGGCGUCUAUCCCGCCGAGGACUUCACAGCAGUAAAGAAAUAUGGCCUCAAUAUGCUCGUAUCUGCAGACGAUCAGGUUAAGGCCUACAUCAAGAAGAUCAUGUCGCAGUUAGAUAAGUGGAUGCAGCACGGAAAAAUUAGCAAGCUAGUCAUUGUCAUUACCGACAAAGACACCGGGGAGCACGUUGAGAGGUGGCAAUUCGACGUCCAGAUUCUUGCUUCAUCAAAGUCCAAGAAAGCCUCCAAAUCGGCCAACCUUGCCGCCGCCACAGGAGACCAGGAGAACAACGGCAGGGGUGAUAGUAGCGGCACUGCCCCCGCAGCAUCCUCAGCCGACCCGUCCAAGACAGAAGCCGAGAUCCAAGCAGAGAUCGCCGCUUUGUUCCGCCAGAUCACCGCCUCCGUCACCUUUCUCCCACAGCUCGCCGGUGACUGCACCUUCAAUGUCCUCGUGUAUGCUGAUGCCGAUAGCGAUGUGCCUGUGGAAUGGGGAGAUAGUGACGCCAAGGAGAUCGUUGAUGGAGAGCGCGUGCAGUUGCGUGGAUUCAGCACAAGCAAUCACCGUGUGGAGACGCUUGUGAGCUAUCGACUUGGAAAUUGAGUAUCUACAGCAUCUCCCCUCUCAUGGUAUCGUCGAGCUAUCUAAUUGAUGGGGGCUAUCAGUUUCCAUACUAUCGGGAACAAAACUCGACCGCGCUUCAGGCUGAUACUGUCGCAUGGCCAGGGUCAUAAUUGGCUGGGGCGUUUUAGGAGUAUGUCUGGUUAGGAAUGAGUUACACUGGCUCUGUCAGCUCUUUAUGCCUGGGAGAAAUUACGGCUACAGUAACGGGACCAUCAACGUUUACUAUUUAUUCGGAGAGGGGGGAACGAUGACAACGCGUCUCGGAUGUGAAGCUGUAAGAAUCUAAAUGUAACCGACUUUUUGUAUUUUUCGUCAGAGCUAGCAACAUGAGAAACUA
Messenger RNA from Xylaria bambusicola, 1247 nucleotides. RefSeq names its product mitotic spindle checkpoint component mad2. The record is from RefSeq and is a predicted model, not a curated record. Lineage: Eukaryota; Fungi; Ascomycota; Sordariomycetes; Xylariales; Xylariaceae. The transcript has 4 exons. The coding region runs from base 167 to 889 and encodes 240 amino acids. Gene Ontology annotation, cellular component: nucleoplasm; kinetochore; cytoplasm. Gene Ontology annotation, biological process: mitotic spindle assembly checkpoint signaling.